UUGCGGCCUGGGCCUGGCUGAGGCCUGGCUGAGGGGAGGAGAGGGCUGAUGCUGAACUUCGGCAGAAUCGCCUCACGCUACAGAAAUACUCCGGAUAUGUUCCGACCUAAAGUUACCCUUAAAGACCGCCAGCACCUUUACCGACUGAUUAUCAGCCAGCUCCUGUAUGAUGGGUACACUAACAUUGCAUCAAACCUGAUGAACGAGAUUAAGCCACAUUCAAUAUGUUCUCCCUCCGAGCAACUGUUGCAUCUUGCCAAACUUGGAAUGGAAAAUGACGACAACACAGUUCAAUAUGCUAUUGGGAGAUCGGACACUGUGGCCCCUGGGACAGGCAUUGACAUGGAGUUUGAUGCUGAUGUUCAGACCAUGUCCCCAGAGGCUGCUGAGUACGAGACGUGCUACGUCACAUCACACAAGGGACCUUGUCGAGUUGCCACCUACAGCCGAGAUGGACAGUUGAUUGCUACAGGUUCAGCUGAUGCUUCCAUUAAGAUUUUGGAUACUGAGAGGAUGCUAGCAAAGAGUGCUAUGCCCUUAGAGGUUAUGAUGAAUGAGACGGCACAGCAGAACAUGGAGAAUCACCCUGUAAUCCGCACACUGUACGAUCAUGUGGAUGAGGUCACGUGCCUUGCUUUCCACCCCACGGAACAGAUAUUGGCUUCGGGUUCAAAGGACUACACACUGAAGCUGUUCGACUAUUCCAAACCUUCAGCCAAAAGGGCUUUCAAGUAUCUCCAGGAAGCAGAAAUGCUGCGUUCCAUCUCCUUUCAUCCUUCUGGGGACUACAUCCUGGUGGGCACUCAGCAUCCUACACUGCGCUUGUAUGACAUCAAUACUUUCCAGUGUUUUGUUUCGAGCAACCCUCGUGAUCAGCACACAGAUGCCAUCUGUGCUGUCAGCUACAACCCCAGCGCCAACAUGUACGUCACGUGCAGCAAGGAUGGCAACGUCAAGCUUUGGGAUGGCGUGUCCAACCGCUGCAUCACCACCUACGAGAAGGCGCACGAUGGAGCUGAGGUCUGCUCCAUCAUGUUCUCAAGAAAUUCAAAAUAUGUUUUGUCAAGCGGCAAGGAUUCUAUCGUGAAACUGUGGGAGAUAUCGACUGGCCGUACAAUGGUCAAAUACACAGGAGCAGGACUGAGUGGCAGACAGACCCAUCGCACCCAGGCUGUCUUCAACCAUACGGAGGAUUAUGUGCUGCUCCCUGACGAAAGGACCAUCAGCCUCUGCUGCUGGGACUCGCGAACAGCUGAACGGAAGAACCUGCUGUCUCUAGGGCACAACAACAUUGUUCGCUGCAUAGUCCACUCUCCUACCAAUCCUGGUUUCAUGACCUGCAGCGAUGACUUCAGAGCUAGAUUCUGGUACAGAAGAUCCAGCACAGAUUGAGGACUUCCACUGCUCUAUGACAUGAGGUUAAACCACAGGAAACAUACAAGGGAAGGAAUUGCAGAGCAGUUUAGGAAGUUCUUUCAAACCCUCUAAUCUGCACCAUCUUCCUUCUCUGCCAUGAUAAAAUGUUGAAUAGCUUGGCAUCGGGCAACUGAAUUUACUACAAAUCGCCAGUGUGCCAUUUGCUCACAUGUAAUCCCAUCAGUUUCCACGUGAGGAUCAUUGAUAAUUCAGGUUGUUGUAAUUUAACUUUUGUCUUGAAAGUAUUCUUAAAGUGAAAUCACAUUCUGAGAUGGUAAAAAAAACACAAUUGACUUGUUUAUUUUUCAUACGUUUUGGUCGAGUUUUACUCUAAUUGAAAAUCUCUUUGAGAGACAUUUACUCAACUGUGUGCGGUCAUUGAUGAUAGCCCAGAUUUAGGCCAGAGGGCUGCUGUAUAUUUCCCAGAACAUCCAGUGUAAUAAGAUGAGCAGCUUCAGGUAGGAAUGGAGAGAAAGUUAAAAAUGGCAGCCCCGUAAAGUACUGACAGGGAUUUUGCAAAUCAUAGUUUUCUAAAAGCUUUAGAUCCAGGUGUUGUGACAAAUUACUUGACUGAGUUGAACUUUGUACACAUACUUAUGUUUUUACACAUUUUCCUCACAGCCACCAGUCACCUGUCAGAAGUUUGAUGUACCUGUUAUUUUCUUCCUGUUUUUAAAAAAUAAAAGAACAAAUCGUG
This is a messenger RNA of Callorhinchus milii (elephant shark), 2113 nucleotides long. RefSeq names its product cleavage stimulation factor, 3' pre-RNA, subunit 1 (gene cstf1). NCBI's taxonomy places the organism in Eukaryota, Metazoa, Chordata, Chondrichthyes, Chimaeriformes, Callorhinchidae. The record is from RefSeq and is a predicted model, not a curated record. The coding region runs from base 49 to 1392 and encodes 447 amino acids. The transcript has 6 exons. Gene Ontology annotation, molecular function: protein binding; RNA binding. Gene Ontology annotation, biological process: mRNA 3'-end processing. Gene Ontology annotation, cellular component: mRNA cleavage stimulating factor complex.